Penicillium mononematosum is the source of this 222-nucleotide messenger RNA. RefSeq lists its product as uncharacterized. Lineage: Eukaryota; Fungi; Ascomycota; Eurotiomycetes; Eurotiales; Aspergillaceae. The record is from RefSeq and is a predicted model, not a curated record. The transcript has a single exon. Bases 1 to 222 code for a protein of 73 amino acids.
AUGCUGGUCCGAACAUUGCCUGCCCCUGCAGCACAAGUAACACUUGCCAUACAAGCAACGACGGUGCUGUACACUGUCCACAAUUUCCGUACGGUGGUGGAGCUAGUUUUCAGCCAUACGGGAACCAAGUCUAUCCACUCGGCUAUCAGAAGCCUUUCCAACCCAGCUACCAUUCCUACCCACCGUCGUGUCACGGGAAUGGAUUUGACCCUUCUGUAUUAA